Molecule: messenger RNA, 2923 nt
Organism: Hipposideros armiger (great roundleaf bat)
Lineage: Eukaryota; Metazoa; Chordata; Mammalia; Chiroptera; Hipposideridae
Gene: TREML2
Product: triggering receptor expressed on myeloid cells like 2
Exons: 4
Coding region: 100-1197 (365 amino acids)
Biological process (GO): T cell activation
Cellular component (GO): cell surface
Molecular function (GO): signaling receptor activity
Source: RefSeq, a predicted model, not a curated record
GGAGUGCCCUGAGGGUGAGGCCUGUGUCUCCCCCCCCACUCACACUAGGGGGAGGUCCCUCAUAGUAGGGCUGUAUUUCCCCCUCAGACUGUGAGUCCCAUGACAGCAGAGCAGUCUCCACUUUUUCUCCCUUCACCACGGGCUUCAAGUUGCAAGAUGCCUCCUUCCUCCUUUCUUGCCAGACCUUGCUCAACAAGUCGUGUCUCCCCAGGUGCCUCUGCCGAGAGCGUGUACUCCAAGGUGCAGCAUUUUGAAGGGGAGACUCUGUCUGUGCAGUGCUCCUACAAGAGCCGCAAAAACCACGUGGGGGGUAAGGUUUGGUGCAAAAUCAGGAAGAAGAAGUGUGAGACUGGGUUUACCCGGGUCUGGGCACAGGGGCCACGCUAUUUGCUGCAGGACGACGCCCAGGCCAAGGUGGUCAACAUCACCAUGGUGGACCUCAGGCGCCAGGACUCGGGCCGGUACUGGUGCAUGCGUAACAGCUCUGGGAUCCUCUACCCUCUGAUGGGCUUCCAGCUGGAAGUGUCUCCAGCCCCCACAACCAAAAGAAACAAUCCUCUUACACAGCUGGCCAACAUCCUCAAGAGUGGAAUUGCCGUGACAAUGGGCCAAGCCCCUACCUCAGGCCCUGGCGCCCCUUUUACCACCAGUGUGACGAUGUUCACACCUGGGGUCCUCACCCUUGCCAGACUCUUGCCCUCCGCUGCCUCAGGGACCAUCAGACUGACCUCCUUGACAGGAUACGGCUUCACCAGCCCCUCCAGCCCAGAGCCCAGAAGGACCACGGGGCUCCAGACUGUGACUGCAUCUCCCAGCAAUACCAGAGCCUCCUCUGCUGGCCCAGCAACCAUCUUCACCACAGCUGGGCACCUGCCCACCAGAUCGCCCACCACGAGCAUGUGCCAUACCAGCAGAUCUCCCCUUGACAAAUUACCCCCUAUCAGGAACCAGGAUUCUUAUCCCAUUGUGCUCUUGGGGGUACUGACCUUCCUCUCAGUGCCUGUGAUGUUGAUCGUGGUCUAUGGGUUCUGGAAGAAAAGACACAUGGGAAGCUACAGUGUGUGCAGGGGUCCUGCUAGACACCGGAAGGACCCACUAGAUGGCCGGAGCCUCCAUGGAAGCCAGCUUGGUCUAAAGCCAUGUAUGGAGUGGGGGAGCUUCUCCCAGAGGGGCCCCAGGAGACCAGAGGAGGAGUGAAGAUGGGGACCUAUCUGGAUUGGAGCCAGGUUGAGGGGUGAGGACGUGUGCAGAGCUGGACUCAGGCCUUUCCAGAACCAGAGACUGCACUUUACCUGCACAGUCCCGCUGGACUACCAGGAACCUGGGGAGGGACCCACAGUGAGGGACACCAGGCAGUAAGUCCUGGGGGAAGCCACCAAGGGAUUCUGCUCAGAGCCACAGACCCCCGGGUCCCCGCUGGAUGACAGAGAAGCCCUGAUGAUGCUGUUUACAGACAGAGAGCCUCAGCUUCCUUUGGCCUCAAACCCCACUAUUAAGCUGAAGGGAGUCGGGGUGAAGGGUGGACAGCUGCCCUCUCCCCACCAGGACCCUGUGUCCUCAGCUCCCCUUUGCUCCCCUAUGCACUUGGAAAAGAAAGUGUCCAGAGGCAGUGGAUGUCUCAGCGGCCUGCCCUGGAGGAGAAGGAACAGUGAUUAAGAAUUGGGGGUCCACAGAGGAAUCGGUAGCAGGGGACCCCAGAGCUGCCCAAGCCCUCACCAUCCCACGCCAUGCAUCCUCUGAGCCACUCCUGGAUAUGCCCUGCUCUGGGCAGCUAUUGGUCCCUUAAGUCCACAGUCUCAGUGCUGCCACCUGUUGACUGGCCUCUCCUGGGAAAGCUGUGACAGAGCCCCUGAGAGCCCCCAUCAGCUGCAGGACAAGCUGGUCCCCAAAAUGGGCCUCAGAGGCUGAACUCAGGGCUCUCUCCCCCAGUUUUGACACUGGGACUCCAGGUCUGAGCUCCUGAGGGUCCUCCAGUGUCCACUAAAGGGAGGACCAUGGCUUCAGUGGUCCUGAAAGGGGAAUCACCACCUCCACCCCCGCUGCCAGGGGUUCAUUUUCCCUUGGGAAGAGAGAAGCCGCUUGUGACACAGCUAAGACAACUCAGCUGACCACAACCUGGAGAACUGCCCUGUGGGGGUGGGGCGGGGCGGAGUGGGGAGGGUGGAGCCCAGGGGCCUGAGGAGCCUGCCCCUGCCUCACAGGCUCAUGGUUCAGACUUGGCCCCUUCUGCAGCAAAGGCUGGAGAAUACGGGCUGGAUUCCUCCCCUGGAACGGUGGUCCACCAGCCUGGAGUCACCGGAAUAAGCACCUGGAGAUAGAUGUGGCAUCUCCACUCUCGGCCCUGAGUCAGGGACCUCCCAGGUCGAAGAGGAAACAUCAUAGUCAGGAGGGUGACACAGCUGGAUCCUUGGUGGGGCCACUACAGGAUGGAUAUGGGGACAGAGGAAGGGGCAGGGGGUAUCUUAGGGGACAGCAGGGAGGAGGCACCUCUCCCCUCUGUCCAGGAGAGGGCACUAGAGGGGAGACUCAGGCUGAGGAACUGACUGGCCGGGUGCCAGGACUCUCUCUCUCUCUCUCUCUCUCUCUCUCUCUCUCUCUCUCUCUCAUCUGUCCUCCCUAGCAGGAGGGGUGGCCACCAGCUGGUGUGUAACUAGGAGAGAUCUUAACUCACCUGGGAGAAAAUAGCUCCCCAAGAGCUCACUUACUUCCACCCUGAUGGCUCUGCCUCCUUGGAAAGCAAGCUGUCUGGUUGGAGAGCCCUACAGAGGGCUCAGGACUGGGACUCAAGGGCGCCACUUGUCCCUGUGUGACCCUGUGCAAGUCACUAACCCUACCGGACCUCAUUUUUCCUCUUGUGAAAGGGGACACUAAUUCCUACCUCAAGACUGUUUUCAGAAUAAAAUGAAAGAACGUGAACCUUAUA